AUGGCGAAUACGGCUCAUCUCGUCCGCCGGCAAAGCUCCCGCGAUCUCAAGCCCCAGAAAAGCGUCGAUAAGCUCGAGAUGAAAGAAAUGCGUGGUAGAUUAGUGGUGGAUAAUCGAAAGAAUGUCACCACUGCCAAUUACGGGGCCACCAAUGCGGCCUUCGAAGAUAACAGUCCUAGCAAGAGCAAAACAGGAAACGGUCCGGGCCCCGGCAAUAAUGACGGCAAAGCGACUUUCCGACCGGAAGCAGGCGAAGAUGAGCGUGAAAAUUGGGAUAGCAAACUUACAUUUCUCCUGGCGACCAUAGGAUACGCGGUGGGCCUUGGAAACGUAUGGCGGUUUCCCUAUCUGGCUCAGAAGAACGGCGGAGGUGCUUUUCUAAUUCCUUAUUUCGUGAUGUUGGCUAUCGAGGGUAUUCCUAUAUUUUAUCUGGAAUUGGCAAUCGGUCAGAGAUUGAGAAAAGGCGCCAUUGGCGUGUGGAAUCAGGUAUCCCCGUAUAUGGGCGGUAUCGGAAUCAGCAGCGCUAUAGUCUCCUUCAAUGUGGCCCUUUACUACAACACCAUUAUCGCCUGGUGUCUCUUCUACUUGGUUCAGAGUUUCCAGUCGCAGUUACCUUGGGCGGAGUGUCCGAAUAAGUACUUUCCAAAUGGAUCUUACGCGCCUGAACCCGAAUGUUUGGUCAGCAGCCCGACGCAGUAUUUCUGGUAUCGAACCACUCUAAUGAUAUCAAAGGAUAUCAAUACGCCGGAAGUGUUCAAUUGGAAAAUCGCUCUGGCGUUAGGCAUUGCCUGGAUCCUCGUCUACAUGUGUAUGAUUAAGGGUAUCACAUCCUCGGGCAAGGUUGUGUACGUAACCGCUACGUUUCCGUACAUCGUUCUAAUCAUUUUCUUCUUCCGAGGGGUGACAUUGAAGGGUAUGUCGGACGGCCUGCGGCAUCUCUUCACGCCAAAGUGGUACACAUUGACCGAUCCGGUAGUCUGGUUAGAGGCUGGAACGCAAAUCUUCUUCUCUCUAGGCCUAGCUUUCGGUGGUCUAAUAGCGUUCUCUUCGUAUAAUCCGGUAAACAAUAAUUGCUAUCGUGACGCCAUCAUGGUCAGUCUGACGAAUUGCUUCACUUCCAUGUUCGCGGGCAUCGUCGUGUUCUCGAUCAUAGGAUUCAAAGCUACCAUGGUUUAUGAACAAUGUUUAUCGGAAAGAAAUAGCACGUUAAUGAAUAUAUUCGGUCAAAUCGAUAAGAUACCAGAGGAUAUUCCGAUUAGUGGUACACUAUUGAACAUCACGAAUGGUAACGGAUCACUAGACAACUUGAUAAUGCCGGAGCUACCCGAGUGCGAUCUAGAAAAAGAGUUGGAUAAUUCGGCAGCGGGCACAGGUUUGGCUUUCAUCAUCUUCACCGAAGCGAUCAACCAAUUUCCCGGUGCUCAAUUCUGGUCAGUACUGUUUUUCUUGAUGCUGUUUACGCUGGGAAUUGAUUCUCAAUUUGGUACUCUGGAGGGUGUCGUCACCAGUAUCGUCGAUAUGAAGCUCUUCCCGAACUUAAGAAAAGAGAUUCUGACAGGUGUGAUUUGUUUAGUGUGCUGUAUGAUAUCAAUGGCCUUCGCUCAUGGAGCUGGUAGUUACGUCUUUGUGCUAUUCGAUAGCUUCAGCGGAAACUUUCCGUUGCUUAUAAUUGCUUUCUUCGAAUGUAUAGGAGUGUCCUAUGUUUAUGGUUUGAAGAGAUUUGCCGACGAUAUCGAACUGAUGACCGGCAACCGACCUGGUCUCUAUUGGCUGAUAUGUUGGAAGUAUCUCAGUCCACUGGCAAUGUUGAGUAUCUUGAUCGCGUCUUUCGUCGAAAUAUUUUUUGAAGGAAGCGGUUAUCCGGCCUGGGUGGCGAGUAAAGGCGUUACGGAGAGACACGAGUGGCCUGUUUGGGCUUUAGUUCUCAUCUCCAUUCUCAUUCUCACUUCCGUUUUAUGGAUACCCGCAGUCGCUAUUUGCAGAUAUUAUGGAAUUCUCAUCAUCGACGACAACGAAAAGGCAUGGUUUCCUGCGGCGGAUCUAAAAGAAUUUCAUGGAAUCAUGCCGCACGAGGUAACGGCGGCUGAGACACUGCUGUUUUGCAUCAGGAGCGACGGUUCUGAAGGACUAUGCUGCCCUACGGGCGGUCCUAGCGACGACGAGGACGAGGACCUCACCUAG
This is a messenger RNA of Formica exsecta, 2181 nucleotides long. RefSeq names its product sodium-dependent neutral amino acid transporter B(0)AT3. Gene Ontology annotation, cellular component: membrane. The record is from RefSeq and is a predicted model, not a curated record. Gene Ontology annotation, biological process: sodium ion transmembrane transport. The transcript is spliced from 13 exons. The coding region runs from base 1 to 2181 and encodes 726 amino acids. NCBI's taxonomy places the organism in Eukaryota, Metazoa, Arthropoda, Insecta, Hymenoptera, Formicidae.